AUGAUUAUAUUUACCAUUGUUUAUUUAUCUGUCACUCAACUAUCUAAAGCUAGUUUAUAUGGUGUACUCAAUAUUUUUACUGUUAAUUUUAAUGAUAUUUCAGUACAACAUUUAGACAAAGAUUCAACAAAUUAUAUCCUUUUACAAAAUAUAACUGAAAAAGAAUCAGAUCUAAUAAAUGCCAAAUUAAAAAUUUUUUUUGUUCAAACAUCUGAGAAUGAAGAUAUUCUUUCACGUCAUGCUUGUUCAAUUGAAUCAGCUGCUCGUCUUCAUUCCGAUGGUUUAAUAUUUGUUCUUAUGCGUAGUAAAUAUAUUCUUAGAAAAUCAACAUCAUAUAAACAUUUAGAAUCCUAUGAAAAUCUAUAUAUUGUUCAUUUUAAUGAAGAAGAUAUUUAUUCUGGUACAUCAUUAAGUCGUUUAAAUCAAACAAAACGUAAACAAUAUAUACAUUAUUUUUCUAUAUCACAUAUGAGUGAUUUUAUUCGUACAGCACUUUUAUAUAAAUAUGGUGGAAUUUAUUUUGAUCUUGAUGUAAUACCCUUAAAAAAAUUUCAUGAAUUUUCAAAUACAGUCGCACUUGAAACAUCUGUUGGUGUUAAUGUUGCUGUUUUAGUUUUUGUAAAACAACAUUUAGUACUUGAUUUACAAAUGGAUAUACAAUUACAAACAAUUUCAAAUCAAUUUCAUGCAUUAUGUUGGAAUUGUCUUGGACCAUCAGCUUUAACUGAUGCAUUAAAAGAUGUUUGUGAUCAUCAUCAAUUAUAUAUUCAUCAAAAAGAUAAAUGCCAUGAAAUUGAUAUACAACCAUCAUAUGUAUUCUAUCCAAUACCUUAUCAACAAAUUCCUCAAUUCUUUCGUCGUUCAUCCGACAAUGUUAAUUAUUUAUUAAAAAAUUCAAGUAUUUAUUCAAUACAUUAUUUUCAUCAUAUGACAAUGAAUAUACCUAUUGAAAUAAAAUCACCAUUUGCUCAAAUAGCUGAAAUAUAUUGUCCAAAUGUAUAUAAACAAUUAAUGAAUGAGAAUUUAUCAAAUAAUUCAUCAAAUUUUUUAUUAACAAAUACAAAUAUUAUUUUAUUUUGCUUAUGUAUAUCAUUUUUAUGUAUUUUUAUAUUAAUUUUAAUUGGCCAUUUUUUAUCUUAUAUUUCAAUUUUUCGAAAAAUUAUGUUUGCCAUACGACAUAAAUUUUAUAAAACACAUUUUUAA
Messenger RNA from Adineta steineri, 1203 nucleotides. Lineage: Eukaryota; Metazoa; Rotifera; Eurotatoria; Adinetida; Adinetidae. The record is from the annotation of a GenBank genome assembly.